CGUACGCUGGGGUGGAAAAUGGUGCAAAUUUUGCCUCUCUGCACUCAGAGAACCCGUACCUGUGCAGCGACGAGUGCGACGCCUCCAACCCCGACCUGGCCCACCCGCCCAAGCUCAUGUUCGACUCGGAGGACGAGGGGCUGGCCACGUACUGGCAGAUUUUUUUCCCCCCCCCCGAGCCGCUGCUGGCCAACAUCACGCUGUCCUGGAACAAGAGCAUCGAGCUGACGGACGACAUCGUGAUCACCUUCGAGUACGGCCGGCCCACCAUCAUGAUGCUGGAGAAGUCCCUGGAUAACGGGAGGACUUGGCACCCGUACCAGUACUACGCGGACGACUGCAUGGAGGCGUUCAGCAUGCCAGCGCGGAGGGUCCGGGACCUCUCUGCCACCAGUGCCAACAGAGUCCUCUGCACAGAGGAAUAUUCCCGCUGGGCGGGCUCCAAGAAGGAGAAGAACGUGCGCUUCGAGGUGCGGGACCGCUUUGCCAUCUUCGCUGGCCCCGAACUCAAGAACAUGGACAACUUGUACACCCGGCUGGAGAGCGCCAAGGGCCUCAAGGACUUCUUCACCGUCACGGACCUGAGGAUGCGGCUGCUGAGACCGGCCCUCGGUGGCACCUACGUGCAGAGGGAGAACCUGUACAAGUACUUCUACGCCGUCUCCAACAUUGAAGUCACUGGCAGGUGCAAGUGCAACCUCCACGCCAACCUGUGCACGUUCCGGGAGGGCAGCCUGCAGUGCGAGUGCGAGCACAACACCACGGGGCAGGACUGCGGCAAGUGCAAGAAGAGCUUCCGCUCGAGGUCGUGGCGCGCGGGCUCCUACCUGCCGCUGCCCAACGGCUCGCCCAACGCGUGCGCCGCUGCAGGCUCGGCCUUCGGCAACUGCGAGUGCUACGGCCACUCCAACCGCUGCAGCUACAUCGACUUCCUGAACGUGGUGACCUGCGUGAGCUGCAAGCACAACACGCGGGGCCAGCACUGCCAGCACUGCCGCCUGGGCUUCUACCGCAACAGCUCGGCCGAGCUGGACGACGAGAACGUCUGCAUAGAAUGUAACUGCAACCAGAUCGGCUCCGUGCACGACCGCUGCAAUGAGACCGGCUACUGUGAAUGCAAGGAAGGCGCCACGGGGCCCAAGUGCGACGACUGUCUGCCCAACUACUACUGGAGACAGGGCUGCUUCCCCAACGUGUGCGACGACGAGCUCCUGCUCUGCCAGAACGGCGGCACCUGCUACCAGAACCAGCGGUGCCUCUGCCCCGCAGGCUUCAAGGGCGUCCUGUGCCAGCAGUCGCGGUGCGACGCGGAGCGGCAGGAGUGCGACGCCGCCCCCGGCGCCCGCGCCGCCCUCGGCUCCCUCCUCCUGGCCGCGCUGGCCCUGCAGCUGCCUGGCUGGGUGCAUCUCUGAGGCCUC
Molecule: messenger RNA, 1418 nt
Organism: Tinamus guttatus (white-throated tinamou)
Lineage: Eukaryota; Metazoa; Chordata; Aves; Tinamiformes; Tinamidae
Source: RefSeq, a predicted model, not a curated record